Camellia sinensis is the source of this 2702-nucleotide messenger RNA. NCBI's taxonomy places the organism in Eukaryota, Viridiplantae, Streptophyta, Magnoliopsida, Ericales, Theaceae. The record is from RefSeq and is a predicted model, not a curated record.
UUGAAUCUCUUGAGUCCAUUGAUCUUGAUGUUCCUAUUGCUAAGAGAAAGGGAAUGAGAUCUUGUACUCAAAAUCCUAUUUCUAGUUAUGUGUUUUACUCUUAUUUGUCAUCCUCAUAUAGAGCAUUUGUGUCAAAUAUUUUCUCUGUUAGCAUUCCUAAUUAUUUUUAGGAUGCUCUUGCUACCUCUGAGUGGAAACUUGCCAUGAUUGAGGAAAUGAAAGCACUUAGGAAGAAUGACACUUGAGAAUUGACUGAGUUACCUACGGGCAAACGACUUGUGGGAUGCAAAUGGGUGUAUAUUGUGAAACACAAAGCGGAUGGUUCUAUUGAGUAUUACAUGGCUAGACUUGUGGCAAAAGGGUCCACUCAGACAUAUGACGUUGACUAUUAGGAGACAUUUGCACCUGUGGCUAAGAUAAAUUCAGUCAGAGUAUUUCUCUCUAGCAGCUAAUCUAGAUUGGCCAUUUCAUCAGUUUGAUAUAAAUAAUGCCUUUCUCCAUGGUGACCUCGAAGAAGAGGUAUAUAUAGACAUUCCUCCUGGUUUUGAGGAUCAUCAGACAGAAGGCAAAGUAUUUAGGCUUCGGAAGUCAUUAUAUGGUCUUAAACAGUCUCCAAGGACUUGGUUUGAGAGAUUCACUUAGGCUAUGCUUAAAUAUGGCUUCAAACAGAGUCAGGCAGAUCACACCUUGUUUGUGAAACAUUCCUCACGUGGUAAGACUACAACACUUAUUAUUUAUAUAGAUGACAUAGUUCUUUCGGACAAUGAUAGUGAGGAAAUACCUCUAUUGAAGAAAUAUUUAGCCUGUGAGUUUGAAAUCAAAGACUUGGGAAGCUUGAAGUAUUUUCUGGGAAUUGAAGUUGCUCGCUCCAAGGAUGAGAUAUUUAUUUCACAGAGAAAGUAUGUGCUUGACCUGUUAAAGGAAACUGGGAUGCUUGGCUGCAAGGCCUGUGACACUCCAUUGGAACCUAAUCAGAAAUUAAGGGAUGAUGAAGGAGGAGAAGCUGUUGAUAGGGAGAACUAUCAGUGAUUAGUGGGUAAGCUCAUUUACCUAUCUCACUCCCGUCCUAAUAUUGUUGUUGCUAUCAGUGUGGUUAGCCAGUUUAUGUAUGCUCCUCAUCAGAUUCAUUUCGAAGCUGCCACGAGAAUUUUGAAGUACUUAAAAUUUGUUCCUGAUAAGGGUCUUUAUUUUUCAAAGUAUGAUUAUCUUCGUGUGGAAGUCUAAAUAGAUGCAGACUGGGUUGGAUUAGUAACUAAUAGGAGAUCGACUUCAGGGUAUUGCACUUUUGUUGGAGGCAACCUAGUUACUUCGAAGAGUAAGAAACAGAAUGUAGUUGCCAGGUCAAGUAUAGAAGCUAAGUUUAGAGCUACGCUUAUGGAUCAAGUUAUUGUUGAGUGAUCUAGGUAUUGAUCAAACAGACUCCAUGUGGUUAUGCUGUGAUAAUAAGGCCGCUAUCAACAUCACUCAUAAUCCGGUUCAACAUGACAUGACGAAGCAUGUUGAGAUUGAUUGCCACUUCAUUAAGGAGAAACUCACUAGUAGCACCAUAUGUACUCCCUUUGUGCAGUCUGGUGAACAACUUGCUAACAUCCUUACCAAGGGAGUUGGGAAUAAACUAUUUCAUGACAUCUUAGGCAAGCUGGGCAUGAGAGAUAUCUUCGCACCAGCUUGAGGGGGAGUACUAGCAUAAUAUAUUAUUAUUUGGGUUAUUAUUUUAUAAUUAUUCUAUGCCUUAGGACUCCCUUAUAAUUAUUAAUCUUCAUUAAUAUAAAUAGGGGAUGAUAUCCUAAUCAUUCCCUAAUCUUGAAUUUUCUAAAAUUAUCAUAUCCCUCUAUUUUGCACCCCAACUCUCUCUUUUAUACUUGACUUCUGGCCUGGCUCUUGGUUCUAAUCUUUCUUGUUUCUCUUCUUCCUCAUAUUUUCGGAGUUCUUCUUCCUCAUAUUUUCUAAGUUGGUAUCAAAGCAACAAAAAACACAGCAGUCCUAAAACCGUCAUAGCCAUGUCGGAAGUCACGUCCGAAACCACUUCAACCCCUGCCGCUGCCAUUCCGGUGAAAACGUCCAACUCUCACUCUGUCCAAAUCACCACCAUCCGCCUAAAUGGUGAUAAUUUUCUCCACUGGUCACAAUCUGUCCGGAUGUAUAUCCGUGGGCAAGGAAAGAUCAGUUACAUCACUGGUGACAAGAAGGCUCCUGCUAUUAAUGAUCCGCUAUUCGACAGUUGGGACGCUGAAAACUCCAUGGUUAUGACAUGGUUGGUCAAUUCCAUGGAGGAAGAUAUAAGCUCUAAUUACAUGUGCUAUACUACUGCACAAGAAUUGUGGGAUAAUGUUAGUCAGAUGUAUUCUGACCUAGGAAAUCAAUCUCAAGUUUUUGAAUUAACUUUGAAGUUGGGAGAUAUUCGUCAAGGAGAUGAUUCCGUCACCAAAUAUUUCAAUUCGUUGAAAAGGUUGUGGCAGGAUCUUGACAUCUUCAACACAUACGAAUGGAAAUCGGUUGACGACUGCAACCACCACAAGAAAACUGUGGAAGACAGCCGUGUAUACAAGUUUCUUGCCGGCCAACAUGAGUUCGAUGAAGUGCAGGAGAAUUAUUGGCAGACCUCCUCUCCCAUCCAUUGGCGAAGUAUUUGCCGAAGUCAGAAGGGAAGAGAGCCGAAGGAGCGUUCAUGCUUAAGAAAAGUAACGGUUGGAAUCAAUUGA